AUGUCCAACAACAAAGGUACUCCGAUGAACGAUCGAGUAGAGAAGGAUAGAGUGGAUGAGGAUAUUAUUCUCCGGGCUGAAGGUGACGAGGACGAGGAUGAGGAAGUCCCUCUGUACGACCCGAGAUUCCGACGGUUGAGUCGUGCAGGUUGUGACAGUCGUCGGGAAAGUCUCCUGCACGACAUUGCUGAGAGACACUCCCGUCGGCCCUCGAUACAGUUUGCCUUGGAUGAGAACAAAAUUACGGAGAUUCCUUAUGAAGAGGGGUCAAUAGAGAAGGUUGAGGAGAUCACUGCUGAGGGGGAGGAUGACGAUGAUGAUGAGGAGGAGGAAUCAAGCGAUUCGGAGCAGGCUGAAGAGGAGUUGGUACCACCAUCAGGGGAGCAGAGGAAGAGGAGCUCUCAAGGAGACUCUGGGCGUCGGCGGUCAUCACUGGAGUUGUGCUCGAUCGAGUCGAAAGCUGAACAUGAACUGAGGGAACGCGAAAUGGCUCAUAGGAGAUCUCUGGAGAAGGCUGCAGCGGAUGGGGAAGCUCAUGUAGACUUCGAUGCUAAGGUUGAAGUAGCGAGAUAUGACUUGUCGGUGGCGUCAUCAUCAGGGAUGGCCAGCGCUUAG
Molecule: messenger RNA, 615 nt
Organism: Perkinsus marinus ATCC 50983
Lineage: Eukaryota; Perkinsozoa; Perkinsida; Perkinsidae
Exons: 6
Coding region: 1-615 (204 amino acids)
Source: RefSeq, a predicted model, not a curated record